Molecule: messenger RNA, 1293 nt
Organism: Brassica rapa (field mustard)
Lineage: Eukaryota; Viridiplantae; Streptophyta; Magnoliopsida; Brassicales; Brassicaceae
Source: RefSeq, a predicted model, not a curated record
UGAAAAGCAGUUGACCAAUACAACACAAAACGCUUCUCUCUUCCGCCUCUCGACUGCUCGAAAAUGGGAAAACGAGACAAAAAACCUAAUCGACGUCGCCACAAAGGAGAAUUCUCGAAUGACGGCGAAGAUUUCUACGAUCAACACCCCUCCUGCUGCUCCUCCCUCGUCGACGAAGAAGAAAACUCCGAGGAAGAAGAAGAAGAAGAAAGCGACGAGCUUCAGCCAUCCUCUGAUUUGCCCUCAAAGUUCCUUUUAUACCAACAAUCAGUACAGUCACCAAAAGGAGACAUAAGCUACUUGCAGAAGUUCUUUCUGAUGUAUGUGGGAGGAAGGCAGCCUCUCCAUUUCCAAGAAGAUUUCUGUGGGACCGCUCUCUUAAGUGCGGAGUGGCUGAAGGCUGACACGAGGAGGACUGCUGUAGGGCUAGAUUUCGACCUCGAGGCGCUGGAAUGGUGCAUGGACAACAACAUCAGCAAGCUCGGCGCUGACGUGUACUCGAGAAUGUCUCUUCUCCAUGGGAAUGUUUUGACCCCUCUUGAUGCUAAGCAAGUGACGUCCAGAUCCCACGAGCUGAUUCAAAAUAUCAGUUUGGAUGAUGAGGGUGAAGAUUUAGUUCAUGAUGGGUCUGAUUCAUUACCGAAGAGGGAUAUCGUGUGUGCUUUCAAUUUCAGUUGCUGUUGCCUCCACAAACGCUCGGAGUUGGUUACUUACUUCAAGAAUGCGCGUGAGGCCUUGUCCAAGAAAGGUGGUAUAUUCGUUAUGGACUUGUAUGGAGGUGCUUCUGCAGAGGGACAGUUGAAGCUUCAACGGAAGUUCCCAACUUUCACGUAUACAUGGGAGCAGGCUGAGUUUGAUAUUGUUAGUCGCAAGACAAGGAUCAGUCUUCACUAUCACCUUCAGAAGCAGAACAGAAAGAUUCGCCAUGCUUUUUCUUAUAGCUGGAGACUGUGGUCAUUACCGGAGAUAAAAGACUGUAUGGAAGAAGCCGGGUUUAGAUCAGUCCAUUUCUGGCUCAGGGAAAUGCCAGACGCUUCUGAAAUGCGUAGAACAGAUGGGUUUGGUGCUGGACGAGAUAUCAAGUACGAAGAAGUCAAGAACUUUCAGCAGUGUGAUGCUUGGAAUGCUUACAUUGUUGCCGUCAGCGUUUAGUUUUGUGUACCAACACUCUUGUAGCUGUGUCUUUAUGCUGAGAAUCAUAACUAGAGAAUCGGUUAUGCUAUCUUUUGGUCAAAAGCUAUGAAACCUGACACUUCUUUGCCACUUUAAUGAGAUCCUCUUACCGACUUCACA